Messenger RNA from Suillus paluster, 765 nucleotides. RefSeq lists its product as uncharacterized. Bases 62 to 532 code for a protein of 156 amino acids. The transcript is spliced from 3 exons. The record is from RefSeq and is a predicted model, not a curated record. Lineage: Eukaryota; Fungi; Basidiomycota; Agaricomycetes; Boletales; Suillaceae. Gene Ontology annotation, biological process: mitochondrial translation. Gene Ontology annotation, cellular component: mitochondrial large ribosomal subunit. Gene Ontology annotation, molecular function: structural constituent of ribosome.
CUUGAAGCUAAAUUUCUUGCAACUUGCAAGUUGUUGAUCUUUAAGUCAGCUAUCGGGAACAAUGUCUUUAACUUGCGUCUUUAGACGUCCCUCUGCAGGGCUUUUGUCGCCAUCCCCAUCAUCUGCACUGACCAGAAGAAGUGUUUCUACUUCCCCGUACGGUCGCUCGCACGUCUUCAAGCGUCGUUUACCCACUCUGCCCAACCCAGUCGUUCCUCAUUUCCCUCAGCGUGUCAUUCGUGCCGAUGGUUCAUCAUAUAUGCAAUGGACAACAUCACCGCGCUCACGAAUAACUUUGACGCGUGAUACAACAAAUAACCCUCUUUGGAAUGCUACCCAACGUUUGAGCGGAGCGGUCGGCGAGGGUGGUAUAGAAGAUGAAGAGCAGGAGGGUACUGGUCGUUUGGGACGUUUCAGGAGAAGAUUCGGACAGGAAGUUGGUGCGGGAGAGUGGACUGAACUUCAAGAGGGUAUUGAGGCUGAAGUGGAACCUCCACUGAGUAAAAAGCAAAAAGCUGUCCCGAAGAAAUGAGGGCGCCGGUGCCUUGUCUUCCUUGGGCUCUUCAGCUUCUCACUACUUUGUUGCAUGCCUGCGCAUGUCAUUUAUCACUACAUAAUCUCCAUUCAUGCAUAUUCAUAUCAAUCGCGCGUUCAACUAUUCGGGUAUUGAUAUCGAGUACAUCUCGAACAGUACUCCCUUCGUACUCCCGAUGAUUAGGGCUCUCAGUCACGGUUGCAAGACUGGACAUUCUAUGGCAAGAGGAU